Molecule: messenger RNA, 1400 nt
Organism: Raphanus sativus (radish)
Lineage: Eukaryota; Viridiplantae; Streptophyta; Magnoliopsida; Brassicales; Brassicaceae
Product: kinesin-like protein KIN-4C
Exons: 3
Coding region: 133-948 (271 amino acids)
Source: RefSeq, a predicted model, not a curated record
GAUAAGGAGGAUGUGUUCCAAGCUUUUUCUGAGCUUAAGAUCCCAUGGACUUCCCAAGCAGCUAGGUUUGAUGAUCUUUUUGCCUCCACCUCAUCACCUUCAGAGCUGAGGAAACCGGUCUAUGACAAGCCUAUGUACGAUGACGACGAUGUCUUUGAAGCUAUCUCUGAGAUUCACUACAAUGAGGAUGUUUCUGAAGCUAACCAUGAGAUUCAGUACAAUGAGGAUGUUUUUGAACCUAUCUCUGAGCUUCACUACAAUGAGGAUGUCUUUGAAGCUAACCAUGAGAUUCGGUACGAUGAGGAUGUCUUUGAAGCUAUCUCUGAGCUUCAAAUCCCUUCUACUUCUCAACCAGAUGAUGUUUCUUCCUCGCCACCUUCGGUGCUCGAAAAACAUAACACUGCUUCUUCGGAUGAUUCUCUCAAGAAGACAGAGAGCGAGCAAGAAGACAAGUGUCAAACCAAACCAGUGGAGAUUAUUGAUCUCACUGAUAAUGAAGCUGAAGUUAAAAAAAAGUGCAUCAUUGAUCUCACGACUGAUGAAGAAGCUGAAGUUGAAGAAAAGACCACCAUUGAUCUUACGACUGCCGAGUCUAAAGAAAAGCUGGACUUAGAGUUAAAGGAACUAAACAAGAGACUUGAAGAAAAGGUAAAGGAACUGAACAAGAGACUUGAAGAAAAGGAGGCUCAAAUACCAGGAAGUUACAAGGAAAAGGUUCAUGAACUGGAAAAGGAGAAAAGAGCACUGCAGAGAGAGAUUGAAGGUUUAAGACAGAAGCUUGCUAACAGAUCAUCUGCCACACCAUAUUGCAGUUGCAGUAAAAGGUCUAGCUGCAAGACAAUAAGGUGCCAGUGCUUAGUUGCAAACCAUUUCUGUCUUCCGUCAUGUGGAUGUUCUUCGAUCAGAUGUUCCAACAGAAGCAGAGAGAGGAGAGACUCUUGUAGCUAAAUAAGUUUUUUUUCUUUUAUCUUUUAGUAUGGCUUGUAGCCUAUCACAUAGUGAGUGUGUGAUUUAGGAUGGCCAGUAGUAGUGUGUAUUUAAGGAUGGAUAGAGAAGCAAAGAAAGAUGAUGUCAUCUUAGCCAUAGCCAGAUUGCUUGAUCUAUGGUCUGUGAGCGAAACAUUUGGAAAAGUUAAAAGAGUCUUGUUAAGUUUCUUCAUCAUCACCCUGGUGCUACAAUUGCCUUUCAGACUCAACAAACUGGUCCCUUAGCAUCUCUACAUCGAAAUCUUUGAAAGAAUACAGAGGUCUUCUACUGCAGCUCUGUUCUAUAUUUGUUUUAUGCCCUGUAGGUGUUGUUAUCACUAGGCAAAUCAAUUGAUCAUUUAUUCUAUAAAAACUUUAUAUAUGGCUUUCUACUUCUCGAGUCUUCAUGUUGUUUCUGCCUGUUAUAUUUUUGAC